This is a messenger RNA of Trichosurus vulpecula (common brushtail), 939 nucleotides long. RefSeq names its product olfactory receptor 51I2-like. Lineage: Eukaryota; Metazoa; Chordata; Mammalia; Diprotodontia; Phalangeridae. The transcript has a single exon. Gene Ontology annotation, molecular function: G protein-coupled receptor activity; olfactory receptor activity. Bases 1 to 939 code for a protein of 312 amino acids. The record is from RefSeq and is a predicted model, not a curated record. Gene Ontology annotation, biological process: G protein-coupled receptor signaling pathway. Gene Ontology annotation, cellular component: membrane.
AUGGGACUGUUCAAUGUCUCACAUCCCAUGGUAUUCCUCCUGACAGGGAUCCCUGGCCUAGAGAGCACCCAGGAGUGGCUGGCUGGGCCCCUCUGCAUGAUGUACACAGUGGCUCUUGGAGGCAAUAUAAUGAUCCUGUUGGCAGUGUGGGGAGAGUCCAGCCUCCACGCACCCAUGUACUAUUUCCUGUCCAUGCUUUCCUUCAGUGACGUGGCCAUGUCCCUGGCUACACUUCCCACCGUAUUGAGAACCUUCUGCCUCAAUGCCCGGGCCAUUGUUUUUGAUGCCUGCCUUGCUCAAAUGUUCCUCAUUCACUCAUUCUCCAUGAUGGAGUCUGGCAUUCUGCUGGCCAUGAGUUUUGAUCGCUAUGUAGCCAUCUGCAACCCACUGAGGUAUGCCUCUGUCCUCACUAAUCAGGUGAUUGCUGGGAUGGGUCUGGCUGUGACAACCCGAAGCUUCACAACCCUCUUUCCCUUCCCUUUCCUCAUCAAGAGGCUGCCCAUUUGUAGAUCUAAUGUGCUCUCCCAUUCCUAUUGCCUGCACCCAGACAUGAUGAAAUUAGCCUGUGCUGAUAUUACUGUCAACAGCAUUUAUGGGAUGUUUGUGCUUGUAUCUACCUUUGGCAUGGACCUUCUCUUUAUUAUCCUCUCCUAUGUUCUGAUCCUUCGCUCUGUGCUGGCCAUUGCCUCCAAUAAGGAGAGGCUCAAGGCUCUCAACACAUGUGUGUCACACAUCUGUGCUGUGCUCAUCUUCUACAUACCCAUGAUUGGUGUCUCCACUGUGCAUCGCUUUGGCAAACAUGCUCCUCAGUAUGUGCAUGUGCUCAUGUCAAAUAUCUACCUCUUUGUGCCCCCUGUUCUCAACCCCAUUAUUUAUAGUGCCAAAACAAAGGAGAUCAGACGAAGUAUUGUCCGCAUGUUUCACCAACUAGGCAAGUGA